Molecule: messenger RNA, 2034 nt
Organism: Akanthomyces muscarius
Lineage: Eukaryota; Fungi; Ascomycota; Sordariomycetes; Hypocreales; Cordycipitaceae
Exons: 5
Coding region: 1-2034 (677 amino acids)
Molecular function (GO): protein binding
Source: RefSeq, a predicted model, not a curated record
AUGGCUACGAGGUACAGCUGCAUUCUCUGUGGCUUUGGCAUCGAAGAAAGGUCCAGCUCAGGAUUGGAAAAAUGGGCCAGUGAAUAUCGUGCAGUCUAUCGCAACAGUGGAAGUGCCUUCGUCAGUGGAGUUGGCCUGUACGACGGCGGUUAUCCGACAUGGCGCGUACCGACAGACCCUCUUCUUCGAUACGACGAGGUAGCCAAUGAAGAGGGUCUUCUCGAAGUUCCAGUCAUGCAAGCUCCAGCUGUUGGAGAUCUACACGGCUUUCUCUUGCACGAUGCCUGCUGGGACCUGCUCCAACAGAUGCCUGGUGCUGCAGGCCUCUCGCUAGAUCGACUACUGCAUGUAUGCAAGUCUUUACCAUUACCAAUAUGGUUCAAUGGAGUUUGUUGGGGCCACGACUAUGGAGGUCUGCUGAGACUAAUGCCGGACGUCUUCUACCCCUGGCUAGAGAGGUUUGCGGUCUCGGAAGACUAUUCGAGCGAUAUUGGAGCAUCUCACAAUCCUUUUAAUGGCCCAAUUAUUGCAUCCACACUAUCCAGAUUGGAGGGGAGAGUUCCUCCACCUGGGAAGUCUAUCCAGCCACCAAAUGAAGGCGACUGCUUUUCGCGCCUCCCGUGGGAGCUCUGUGAGAUGAUGUUCGUUCUUCUCCCCACAAACGAUGCUUUGACUCUGCGUUUGACGUCCCGGGCAUUUCAUCCCUUUUUCUCAAGCCUUGCCUUUUGGCAGUCGCGAUUCCAUCCUGAUGGUGAGAGAGGGUUUCUGUUUGAAGCCCGGGACAGCGAAAUAUACAACGACAUUGGUGCACUGAUGAACCUGUACUGUCUGACUCGCAAGUCGGUUGCGACGCCGGAACUCUUGAACCGAGAGCGAGUUUGGCAUCUGGCGCAAAGACUGCUUCCACUCAUCAAACCGUCUCUGAUAGGCCACUCAUCGUGCUCACAAGCAAACGACCACAGCUCAAGGGGGUGGAUUUCGCUCCAGAGCCUCGUGCAGAAGGCAGAUUCAUCAUUACAAGGCAGAAUACGAGAUAUACCACGCUAUCCAACCACGACGACGGAGAUUAAUGUUCCACCCGGCGCUAUCAAGAUCGGCAUCGCUGUGAUGAACACGGGUAUUUGGGAUUACAUAACGGGUAUCCGACUAAUUGACGCAGAUGGGGAAUCGCAAUUUGCGGGAUAUCUACUCGAUAAUAGCGAAGAGUUAUCCAAUGUUUCUGCGCUACAUGGACUCAAAGUUGCAAUGGGUCCAUAUGGAGUGAGAGCACUGCAAGUCAUCGGGCCCGAGCAUCAAGCAAGCGGUUGGGCUGGUCGCAUUGACCAAGUACCAAUAUCCGAGCGCCUUGUGGCCAAUAGACAGAUAACGAGUGUGCGAGUUACACUUGACGGAUAUAAGAUCACCGCUCUAGCAAUACAAGUGGAGCAGCCUGACGAUGGAAAAGCAGUUGCACAAGCAGCAUCUUUGAGACACACGGCAAUCUGGUACCCAAGCCCGCCUCCAGAUGACCUAUUGGUCAAUGAAGACUCGUUCACUGGCAUGGAUCCUCUUACUACUGGCUAUCAACCCAUCUCCUGGGUCCAUUUCGGCGGUGAUCGAGGGGACAGACUCCCUUUAGUGCAAGGUAUGCUAUCUUUGCAUGCCUAUGGCUUACACGGUCUGCAAUUCAAAUACGAUGACACUGCGGAUGAGAUGGGUGAUGCCAGGCCGGUGAGACUCGGUCGUCUUGAUGAGAGUGAGCUGCCACUCUUCACUAUUGACGGCGCAGGCGGCGAGCGCAUCUGUUCCCUCUCCGUGGGCCUCGAGCAGGAUACCCAAAACGUCCACGGCCUAGACUUCCUGCGUCACGGAAAGCCCCAGUAUUUUGCUAUCACCACCAAUCGCGGCAGGACAAUGACUUUGGGCGAGAAAAAAGAAGAGUUCGACAUUCGCGACGUUACUAUUGCCCCCGGAACAACCAUCACUGGUCUAUAUGGUCAUUAUAACACGCAAUGGGGCUUUUUGAAUAUCGGCGUAAUUUCAGAACAUCUGUAG